AUGGCCAUGGAUGAUGAUCGCGCGUGGGUAUUUGACGAAUUGCAUUGCUUCUCCUUCUUAACUUGUCUCGAAAACAAAGCAAACACAACUUCAAGGCAGCAAAAAACAAAAGACAAAAAAGAACCUCGGACCUCCAUAACUGCGAUCUCCUCACUCCCCUGCCAUUCCAUCUCCGCCAACUCAAAACGCCGUCAUUCGUGGACGAGACCACCCGCGUUUAGGAACCAGUACGACACCGAUGUGACCAUGCUGAGCCUGUCGGAGCGGCUCUUCCUAGUGGAGUAUGCCAUGGAAGCCAUCAAGCAGGGCUCUGACGCCAUCAGCCUCUGGUGGAGGACCCAUGCCGUCCUCGCCUGCAUCAACAAGGCCGACUUGGAGCUCUCCUCCCACCAGAAGAAGAAUUUCAAGGUUGACAAUCACAUCGCCGUUGCCAUUGCCGGCCUCACCGCCCACGGCCAUGUCCUGUCAUGCUACAUGCCCUCCGAGUGCAUCAAGCACGCCUUCAUCUACAAGUCAUCGCUCUCCGUCAUCCGGCUCGUCAUUCAGUUCGCCAAUAAGGCUCAAGUUUGCACCCAACGAUCAUGGAAACGGCCCAAUGGUGUUGGUCUGCUGGUAGCUGGCUUGGAAGAAUCUGGAGCCCACCUCUAUUACAACUGUCCGAGUGGGAACUGCUUUAAAUAUCAGGCUUUUGCCAUUAGGUCCCGUUCGCAAGCUGCCAAAACAUAUUUGGAGCGCAGGUUUGAGAACUUCAUCGACUCUUCGCGGGAUUUGGUCAAGGAUGCGCUGAUUGCAUUAAACGAGACUUUGCAAGGAGAGAAGCUCAAGAGUUCCAUUUGCGUGGUCACUGAAGUCAGAGUGGGAGAGCAACUCCACAUACUAGAUCAGGAUAAGGUACAACAGUUAAUCAAUGCAUUUGAGCUUGUGGAGGAGGAAGAACCUCAUUCUGCAGAAGCAAGUCCCGCAGAUCAGGCCGCUGUUGAAGGAGAGGGUGCUUCUCCCGACCAAGCUGCUGCUCCUACCAAAAUUUAAGAAUGGUUGAACUAGCAAGCAACCUUGUUCUCGUGAGACUUUCAGCAUGUGUUUACAAAGGCGAGGACGAAACGAUUGAUGGCACCUGCCAGUAAUGUCAUUUCAUUGUCAGGUCCUGGACUUUGUCGACUCAUAGAUGGGAAAAUUGCAAACAUGCUAUUGCCAGCCUCUUCCCAGUUUAGAUUUAUAUACCUAUUUCCCCAAGAUAUAGUUAUUUUUCUUAUGUUCCCAGACACAUCUCUUGAAUCCCUUGCGACUUGCAGUUUCCACAUCGUGGCGCUUGCCAUAGUCAGUGAGCAUAUUUUUCAUCAUAUUAAGUUAUACUUGGAUUCUGUAAAGCAAUUGGAGCUUCAAGUGAGUUCGUUGAUACCAUUUGCUUCUGUAUGACCCCUUGGAGUUUAACAGUAUCAGC
Syzygium oleosum is the source of this 1441-nucleotide messenger RNA. RefSeq names its product proteasome subunit alpha type-1-A-like. The coding region runs from base 1 to 1029 and encodes 342 amino acids. The transcript is spliced from 3 exons. The record is from RefSeq and is a predicted model, not a curated record. Gene Ontology annotation, cellular component: proteasome core complex, alpha-subunit complex; proteasome core complex. NCBI's taxonomy places the organism in Eukaryota, Viridiplantae, Streptophyta, Magnoliopsida, Myrtales, Myrtaceae.